AUGAGUUCCUUGCCAGGAACCCCCCCCCCGCUCUGGCUCACUCUCUACCACAUCGUCACCCGCCUCCCUGACUCUCUGCGCGCAGUCAGGGAUCACUUCCUAGCUCGCUGCCCCACUGAGCUCACCAUUGCCCUCCUCGAGAAGGAACUACUUGCAGCUGAGGCGAGCAUCGUCGCUGUAGGUGCCUCUCGUGGCGACCCCCGCACCCCUUUCUUUGAGGGGUGUUCCCCUUCCCCCCUUCUCCCCUCUGUAGCCUCUGCUUCUGCUGUCGACCUCCUUGGUGCUGAGAAGGUCGGGACGGCGUCUGCUCCGAGCGGGCGCCGCAGGAACAGAGGGGGCAAGGGUGGAGGUGGAGGUGGGGGAGGCGGGGGUGGAGGCGGUGGGAGUGGAGGAGGGGCUGGAGAGGCUAGUGGCGGCAGUGGGGGUGGUGACGGCAGCGGCGGGGGCGGUGGCAGGGGCGGGGGCGGCAGCGGGGGCGGAGGUGGUCGUGGCAGCGGCAGGGGAGGAGGUGGUCGAGGAGGUGGCGGCGGCGGUGGUGGUCGUGGAGGCGCUGGCGGUGGUCUGAGCCAGCAGCACACUCCGUCGCUCCAGGAGGCCCGUGAGUGGUAUUCGCAGCGCCGGGGGGCGGGUGGCUUUAGCUGCACGUACGUCAUUCGCACUGGUGACCGCACUGGUCAGACGUGUGGGAGGCCGCACCCCACGCAGCGCUGCUUCUCGCGCCUUGACGACGCUUGGCGCGCCCAGUUCCCUGAUGGCGCUGAGCUGCCCCGCUGGGCUGAUCUGGAGAGGAAGGGAGUUGAUAUCUGGGCUCUAGACUUUGAUGCUAUUCUCACUGCCAUGUAUGCGAUGUUUACUAGUGGAGAGGGUGCUCAGUACUUGCGUGUUCCGCCGGACCCAGGCAUUCUGACCAGUGAGGCUGCCGCUCUAGGUGCUAGUGAGUCUGUCCCCCCUGGUACUGAGUCGACUGAGGCACUGCACACCUUCACCCUGGACUCAGGUGCUUCUCGCUGUUUCUUUCGUGACCGCACUGCCCUUGAGCCGCUUGCUCGGCCAGUUGCUGUCUCCCUCGCUGACCCCUCAGGGGGUCCGGACGCGGGUGUUCACCAGUUCACCCCUGCCUACGAGCGCGUGACACACUACACGUGUGCUCGGACGGGCCGUCACCUGGCUACCUUCACUCGGCAGCCGGGGUCGGACUUGUACACACUGACCACUGAGUCCCCUCAGGUAGCUGCGUCCGCGUCCGCGUCUGCGUCAGGUCAGCUGUCGGCCCCCUGCUCGUGUCGCUCUCUGGCGCACGAGACCGUCCUCUGGCACCACCGACUUGGCCACCCGUCUGUGCAGCGCCUUCGGGCCAUGCACAAACGGCACCUUGUCUCUGGUCUUCCCAGGGUUCUCCCUCCCCUCCCACCCUCGCCUGCUCCUUCCUGUCUUCCCUGUGUCGAGGGGCGGCAGCGCGCCGCUCCUCACUCCUCCUCCUUUCCCCCGACGACUGCUCCCUUGCAGACGCUCCACCUGGACGUGUGGGGCCCAGCCCGCGUCCGUGGACAGGGUCAGGAGAGGUACUUCCUGAUUGUUGUUGACGACUACUCGCGCUACACCACGGUCUUCCCCUUGCGUACCAAGGGUGCUGCUGUGGUAGACCCCCUCCCCCCUCAGGGUGCCGCUCCCUCAGGUGUGUCCCAGGUAGACCCGGUUGAGCCUGUUGAGGUAGCUGUCGACUCUCGUCCUGCUAGGGGUGCUGAGCCUGCGCGUGAGGAGCCUGGCGGUGCUGAGUCUGGGGGUGCGGAGUCUGGGGGUGCUGAGCCUGGGGGUACUGAGCCUGGGGGUGCGGAGCCUGGGGGUGCGGAGCCUCAGGAGAGUCUUCGGAGUGGCGCUCCUGGUGUUGUGGACCCUGGUACUGCAGGGGCUACUGGUGCUGAGGAGCCGGGCGCUGGAGCUGCUGCUGGUGCUGAGGAGCCGGGCGCUGGAGCUGCUGCUGGUGCUGAGGAGCCGGGCGGUGGAGCUGCUGCUGGUGCUGAGGAGCCGGGCGGUGGAGCUGCUGCUGGUGCUGAGGGGCCGGGCGCUGGAGCUGCUGCUGGUGCUGAGGACCCGGGCGGUGGAGCUGCUGCUGGUGCUGAGGACCCAGACGUUGGAGCUGCUGCUGGUGCUGAGGACCCUGACGUUGGAGCUGCUGCUGGUGCUGAGGACCCGGUCGGUGGAGCUGCUGCUGGUACUGAGGACCCUGCCACUGGUGUCUCUACUGGUUCUGGAGACGCUGCGCGGCCGCGACCUUACUUCGUGCCGCUCCUUCAGCAGGUUCUUGGUCAGACUCCUCCUCCUUGUCCUCCUUCCUCCUUAGAGUGUCCUUCGUCUGUCCAGUCGCAGUCGCAGUUACCGCCUGCCGCGCCUCUCCCUGGACCCUCCCCUUACACUGGUCCGACAGGAGGUCUUACGGAGCGUCGUGAGCCUGAGUCUCGUCCUGUGUCGCCUGUUCGUACUGCUCGCACUGGUCGUCGUGUCCCACCGUGUCCCUCUGCCGUCUCCUCCUGCGUCCUCUCUACCAUACUUCCUGACCCGGAGUCUGACUCCCGUCGUGCUGCCAGUCCCACUGUCACACGUCUCCUCGCCACUGUUGUCACUGACCCUACCUUUGAGUCCUCUGCUGCGUCUGCUCUGGUCGCUGAGUUGGUUGACUUUGCUGCUCGGUGUCGUCUAGACUACGCUGCUAGCCUUGUUGCUGAGUCUGAGUCUGUCUGUCCUCCGUCUGUCGGGGGUGAGUGUGCUCUUGGCACGGACGUCCUUGAGGACAGACAGGAGGAGUUCCAGUGCUUUGCUGCUGCUUUGCCCCGUCUCGUGUCCAUGCUAGUCGCCCCUGAGGGAGACCCGGAUGCACCAGACAUCCCGACUCCGCGCUCUUACGCGGAGGCGAUAGAGGGUCCCUACUCCUCUCAGUGGCAGACAGCCAUGGACGCAGAGAUGGCUUCCUGGAAGUCCACAGGCACCUACGUCGACGAGGUUCCCCCACCUGGGGCGAACAUUGUCAGUGGCAUGUGGAUUUUCAGGGUGAAGCGGCCGCCGGGUUCUCCUCCUGUCUUCAAGGCGCGCUACGUUGCUCGAGGCUUCAGUCAGCGAGAGGGAGUAGACUUCUUCCAGACCUUCUCCCCCACCCCGAAGAUGACCACUCUUCGGGUGCUGCUACACAUAGCCGCUCAGCGCGACUACGAGCUUCACUCACUUGACUUCAGCACUGCUUUCCUGCAGGGCAGCCUGCACGAGGAGAUCUGGCUGCGUCGCCCUCCUGGCUUCACUGGGUCGGUUCCUCCUGGUACCCAGUGGAGGCUCCAGCGACCGGUCUACGGUCUCCGCCAGGCGCCACGUGAGUGGCACGACACACUGAGGACUACACUUGCGGCUCUUGGGUUCACUCCUUCUACUGCUGACCCGUCGCUGUUUCUACGCACCGACACCUCGCUGCCGCCGUUCUACAUCCUCGUGUACGUCGACGACUUGGUCUUUGCCACGGCUGACACCGCGGCACUCGCCCACGUGAAGUUGGAGCUGCAGAAGAGACACACGUGCAUAGACCUGGGUGAACUGACAAGCUAUCUUGGCUUGUGGAUCACCCGGGACAGAGCACGGCGCACCAUCACCUUGACUCAGUCACACAUGGUGCAGCAGAUCCUUCAGCGCUUCCGCUUCACGUACUCCUCGCCUCAGUCCACUCCUCUGCCUACUGGUCACUCGCUCUCAGCUCUGCCUUCGGAUGAGUCCGUAGAGCCGAGUGGCCCGUAUCCAGAGCUUGUGGGCUGCCUCAUGUACCUGAUGACCUGCACUCGGCCUGACCUUGCAUACCCUCUUAGCAUCCUUGCACGCUAUGUCGCUCCUGGCCGUCACCGGAAGGAGCACAUGGAUGCCGCUAAGAGGGUGUUGCGCUACCUGUGCAGUACGUCGGGCAUGGGGCUAGUGCUUGGAGGACGAGACCGAGUUGUACUUACUGGACACUCAGACGCUUCUUGGGCGGACGAUCAGGCUACUCAGCGGUCGUCUCAGGGUUAUACCUUCAGUCUUGGCUCUGGCUCAGUUUCUUGGCGUUCUACACGCUCUUCUUCUGUUCUCAGCUCCAGUUGCGAGGCUGAGAUCUACGCCACAGCCAUGGCGGCCCAGGAGCUACGCUGGCUGACCUACCUGCUGACCGACUUGGGAGAGCGGCCUCGUUCUCCUCCAGUGCUGUACGUCGACAACAAGGCUGCCAUUGCCUUGUGUGAGGAGCACAGACUAGAGCACAGAACGAAGCACAUCGCCCUGCGGUACUUCCUUGCUCGAGAGCUGCAGCAGCGCGGUCAGCUUUGUCUGCGUUACGUGGCCACUGAGGCCAACACUGCUGAUGUGUUCACCAAGGUGCUUCAGCCUUGUGACCAUCAGCGCUUCUGUACUCUUCUAGGCCUUGUGCCUGCUGGUCCUCACUUGCUUACUUCUUGA
Molecule: messenger RNA, 4461 nt
Organism: Closterium sp. Yama58-4
Lineage: Eukaryota; Viridiplantae; Streptophyta; Zygnematophyceae; Desmidiales; Closteriaceae
Source: the annotation of a GenBank genome assembly